AUGGCUGCAGAGCACCAGGUGAUGGACCCCAUCGUCGUCCACGGCAUCACGCAAUUCUCCAAUCUUUUUGAGGAGGAGUUAGAGGUCACAUAUCUAGGGGUGAAGGGUGGCACCGGCACUGGGAGGCUGGAGAACGUGGCGGUGGAGAUGGAGGUGCGAGAUCUGUCGAAAAUUUUCGACCCAGACACAUUUCUCGGGGAUAUGCACGAUAAAAGCACUGUGCAUCGCGGGCCGUGUCAUGUCAUGCGGGCCAGAAUCGUGAGUAACAAAUACAAGAUUAAGGGAACCAGCGGCUGGAUAGGUGGGGCCAGCAUGAAGUUGGGGGGGCCAGCGAGCGAUCACUUCGGUGGGAACCAGCGGCUGGAUAGGUGGGGCCAACUUGGAGCUGGGAGGGCCAACGAGCGAUCACUUGGGGAUCGACUCCUUGUGCGCGGUAGUUGA
Messenger RNA from Striga asiatica, 441 nucleotides. NCBI's taxonomy places the organism in Eukaryota, Viridiplantae, Streptophyta, Magnoliopsida, Lamiales, Orobanchaceae. The record is from the annotation of a GenBank genome assembly.